Molecule: messenger RNA, 3792 nt
Organism: Theobroma cacao (cacao)
Lineage: Eukaryota; Viridiplantae; Streptophyta; Magnoliopsida; Malvales; Malvaceae
Gene: CSLD6
Product: cellulose synthase-like D6
Biological process (GO): cellulose biosynthetic process
Cellular component (GO): membrane
Molecular function (GO): cellulose synthase (UDP-forming) activity
Source: RefSeq, a predicted model, not a curated record
AAGACCCUAGUUUUAUUAUUUUGGGUUUUUGAAGAAAAAGAAGAUGAUGGUGGCUUGAUAUUGAUGUUUUUAGACUUGGUCGUUUCUGGGUUUCAAAACCUUUGGGUUGCUUUGUUCAAAGGGGUUCUGGGAGAAGACUUUUUUUCUUUAUUUGAAUAGGAGAAAGGCAAAACGAUGGCGAGUGAAUCACAGGUUACUAGAAGAUCACCGACAAUUCAUCAUAUAACGAACUCGGCAGGUGAUCUUGAGAAUGAAAUUGGCGGCGUAGAUUUUGCUAGGUAUACGGUUCAUAUUCCUCCUACACCUGAUAACCAGCCAAUGCCAAUGGAAAUUGCUAUGCAAGUAGUGGGAACCGAGGAACAAUACGUUUCGAAUUCCAUGUUUACAGGUGGUCACAAUCGUGUUACUCGUGCUCAUUCUAAGAAGAUCGUUGAUUCCGGCACGAGCCAUCCCCCGAUGGUCGUUGCAGAAGGGUCAUUCUGUGAAAUACCUGGAUGCAGUGCGAGGAUGAUGACUAAUAGGCAGGGCAUAGAUGUGUUCCCCUGUGAAUGUGGUUUCAGGAUUUGUAAGGAUUGUUAUCAAGAUGCAAUGGGAAGUGGUGAUGGAAUUUGUCCUGGAUGUAAAGAGCAUUACAGGGGGUUGGAUGAGUCUGAGAUGGCGUUGGCUAGCCAACUACGGUUGUCUACAUCAGAGAGGAGGUUGUCGAUGGUGGAAUCAAAAGAGUUCCUGAUGAAGAGUCCUAGUAAUGAGUUUGAUUAUACUCAAUAUUUAUAUGAGACAAAUAAGAGUUAUGGGUAUGGAAAUGCUGUGUGGCCGAUGGAUGGUGCAAGUGGGAGUAAGGAUGAGAUUGGUGGUGACCCUAAGGUAUUUCGUGAGAAGCAAUGGAAGCCUCUUACACAGAAAUCAAACAUACGUGCUGCAGUUCUUAGUCCAUAUCGGCUCCUAAUCCUUAUUCGAAUAGUGGUUCUUGGAUUAUUUUUAGAAUGGAGAAUCACGCACCCAAAUGAAGAUGCAAUCUGGUUGUGGUUUAUGUCUGUGAUUUGUGAGAUCUGGAUUGCCUUUUCUUGGCUGCUUGACCAGCUUCCUAAGCUCUGUCCCGUUAAUCGUGCUGUUGAUCUUGAUGUUUUACAAGAAAAGUUUGAAACGGCUAGUUCGAAUAAUCCCUCAGGAAGAUCUGAUCUACCAGGAAUUGAUGUCUUCGUUUCUACUGCAGAUCCUGAGAAAGAACCACCUCUUGUCACUGCAAAUACAAUUCUUUCGAUUCUGGCAGCUGAGUACCCAGUUGAGAAGCUUGCUUGUUAUGUUUCUGAUGAUGGAGGUGCACUACUAACAUUUGAGGCCAUGGCAGAGGCUGCCAGUUUUGCCAGAAUUUGGGUCCCUUUUUGCCGGAAACAUGGUAUUGAGCCAAGAAAUCCAGAAUCCUAUUUCAAUCUGAAGAGAGAUCCUUACAAGAACAAGGUGCGACCAGAUUUCGUAAGAGACCGCAGGCGGGUAAAGCGUGAGUAUGAUGAGUUCAAGGUUAGGAUCAAUGGCCUUUCUGAUUCAAUUCGACGACGUUCUGAUGCCUUUAAUACUAGAGAGGAGGUCAAGGUUUUGAAGCGUUGGAGAGAGGACAACAGUGAUGAACCAAUGGAAGGUUUAAAGAUCCCAAAAGCUACUUGGAUGGCUGAUAGCACCCAUUGGCCUGGCACUUGGACUGUUCCUGCUCCAGAGCAUUCUAGGGGUGAUCAUGCAAGUAUCAUACAGGUGAUGUUGGAUCCUCCCAGUCAUGAACCUCGAAAAGGAACUGAAGGGGAUGGAAAUUCAAUGAAUCUAAGCGAGGUUGACAUUCGUCUUCCUAUGCUUGUUUAUGUUACUCGUGAAAAGCGACCUGGCUAUGAUCACAACAAGAAGGCUGGGGCCAUGAAUGCCCUCGUUCGAGCCUCUGCAAUCAUGUCCAACGGGCCCUUCAUUCUUAAUCUUGAUUGUGACCACUACAUUUACAAUUCUCUAGCUUUGAGAGAAGGAAUGUGCUUUAUGAUGGACCGCGACGGGGACCGUAUUUGUUAUGUCCAAUUUCCUCAGAGGUUUGAAGGAAUUGAUCCAUCUGAUCGCUAUGCCAAUCACAACACUGUCUUCUUUGAUGUUAACAUGCGUGCUCUUGAUGGAGUUCAGGGUCCAGUAUAUGUUGGAACAGGAUGCCUUUUUCGCCGCACUGCCCUGUAUGGCUUUGAGCCACCUCAGUUGCAAGAAGACACUGAUUGCUGCAGCUGCUGCUUUCCACGUCUCAAGAAGCCUGCUACUGUUGCCUCUGCCCCUGAUGUUGACCCUGAAGAUAUUCAGUUGAGGGAAGAUGAUGAAAUGAAUAUCGCUCUUAUUCCUAAGAAGUUUGGAAACUCCAGUGCACUUAUUGACUCUGUCCGGGUGGCAGCAAUUCAAGGCCAGCCCCUUGCAGAUCAUCCUGCUGUCAAAUAUGGACGACCACCUGGUGCUCUCACUAUGCCUCGGGAGCCUCUUGAUCCAUCCACCAUUGGGGAGGCAAUCAAUGUUAUCUCAUGCUGGUACGAAGACAAGACAGAAUGGGGGCAAAGUGUCGGGUGGAUUUAUGGAUCAGUGACAGAAGAUGUGGUCACAGGGUAUAGGAUGCAUAAUCGUGGGUGGAGAUCUGUUUAUUGUGUGACCAAAAGAGAUGCUUUCCGUGGAACUGCUCCAAUAAAUCUUACUGAUAGGCUUCACCAGGUUCUUCGCUGGGCCACUGGCUCUGUUGAGAUAUUCUUCUCACGCAACAAUGCCCUACUAGGCAGCCCUAGGCUUAAGCUAUUACAGAGGAUUGCUUACCUUAAUGUUGGAAUAUACCCUUUCACUUCCAUAUUCCUUAUCGUUUACUGCUUCCUUCCUGCACUUUCCCUAUUUUCAGGUCAAUUCAUCGUCCAGACUCUCAACGUAACAUUCCUUGUUUACCUCUUGGCCAUCACCCUGACCCUUUGUGCUCUCGCGGUGCUAGAGAUCAAGUGGUCUGGCAUUGAACUUGAAGAAUGGUGGAGGAAUGAGCAGUUUUGGUUGAUUGGAGGUACAAGUGCUCAUCUUGCUGCAGUGCUCCAGGGGCUGCUAAAGGUGCUUGCCGGCAUUGAAAUAUCAUUCACCCUGACAUCAAAAUCAGCUGGUGAUGACGUGGAUGACGAUUUUGCUGAUCUCUACAUAUUCAAGUGGACAUCUCUCAUGAUACCCCCACUCACAAUCAUAAUGGUUAACUUGAUUGCCAUAGCUUAUGGAGUUUGCCGUACAAUAUAUAGUACUGAUCCUGAAUGGAGUCAUUUGCUAGGAGGUGUGUUCUUCAGUUUCUGGGUAUUGGCUCAUCUCUACCCUUUUGCGAAGGGUCUUAUGGGAAGACGAGGGAAAACGCCUACAAUUGUAUAUGUUUGGUCAGGUCUUAUUGCAAUCUCCAUUUCUUUACUCUGGGUGGCCAUCAAGCCCCCAUCAGGAAAUUCUGAUAUUGGAGGGUCGUUCCAGUUCCCAUGAAUUACGGGACUUUGAGCCCUCUCUUAUUGUUUUACACAGGGGAAGGUUUGCAAACAUUCUUAUACUCAUUCUUUUAAAGUUAUAGAUGUGAUCUUAGAGAGAUUAGAUUCAAUUUAAAUUCCAUUCCCAUGUAUACCAGUUUCCUUUUCUUUCUUGUUCUCUUUGAUGUUUUAUACUGAGUGCUAGGAUUCUUUGGCAGUGUACAUACAUUCAUUUUUUGAACCAUUAUCAGCAAGAGAUGCUAGCUUUAAUCUCUUUUCAAAUGGAAUAGAUGUUUCCAGAUUCCAGCAGCAA